This is a messenger RNA of Atta colombica, 1420 nucleotides long. It is a transcript of the gene Dop1, whose product is annotated as dopamine receptor 1-like. Gene Ontology annotation, cellular component: membrane. The transcript is spliced from 7 exons. The record is from RefSeq and is a predicted model, not a curated record. Lineage: Eukaryota; Metazoa; Arthropoda; Insecta; Hymenoptera; Formicidae. Gene Ontology annotation, biological process: adenylate cyclase-activating adrenergic receptor signaling pathway. Gene Ontology annotation, molecular function: G protein-coupled receptor activity. Bases 1 to 1260 code for a protein of 419 amino acids.
AUGUCCUGUAAUAUAAAGUGUGCUGAUGUUAUCACUAGAUUUAGCAAUAUGUUGUUUCUUGUAUCGAGUAAUCUGACAGACGGGGAAGAAGAUCUGCCUGAAGACGCUUUCUCGCUGCUGUCGGUGCUCGUAGUUGGAUUCCUCCUCGUGAUCCUGAUAUUCUUCUCCGUUGCCGGCAACGUCUUGGUCUGCGUGGCGAUUUACACCGAUCGCGGACUACGGAGGAUCGGCAACCUCUUCCUGGCCUCCCUGGCCGUCGCCGACCUCUUCGUCGGUGGGCUGGUGAUGACCUUUGCCGGGGUCAACGAUCUCCUCGGCUACUGGAUCUUCGGAAUGUGGUUCUGCGACAUCUGGAUCGCUUUCGAUGUUAUGUGCAGCACUGCCUCUAUUCUGAAUCUAUGCGCCAUAUCACUCGAUCGUUACAUACACAUCAAGGAUCCCCUUAGGUACGGCCGUUGGGUGACCAGGAGAGUUGCCAUUGGUGGCAUCAUCGUUGUAUGGCUUCUAGCAGGACUUAUAUCCUUCGUACCGAUCAGUCUAGAUCUUCAUAGGAAUGAUGAUCAACCCAUGUAUGAAGAGAUAGUGGAGGAGCACCCUACGUGUGCCCUAGACAUUACACCUACCUAUGCGGUGGUGUCCUCUUGCAUAUCUUUCUACGUGCCCUGCAUUGUAAUGCUGGGUAUUUAUUGCAGGCUCUAUUGCUACGCGCAGAAACACGUGAAAAGUAUCCGAGCAGUGACGAAACUGCCGGACACCUCCAUGGCCAAGAGUUUUCGCUCGAAGAGCAGUCGUUGCAAGCCACCGAAGCCGCAGACGAAGACGAAGCCAACCAGCCCUUAUCAUGUGUCCGACCACAAGGCCGCGAUCACAGUUGGUGUAAUCAUGGGCGUAUUCCUGGUAUGCUGGGUGCCCUUCUUCUGCGUCAAUAUCGUCGCAGCCUACUGCAAGACCUGCAUAUCUCACCGAGCGUUCCAGGUUCUCACGUGGCUCGGUUACAGUAACUCGGCCUUCAACCCGAUAAUCUACAGCAUUUUCAACACUGAAUUCCGGGAAGCGUUCAAGAGGAUCCUCACGAAGGGGGCACGCGCGCGAGGCAAUCAGCCAUCGACCAGCGAGUGCGGCGAAUUCCGUUCAGUGGUGGUGCAGAAGCGGAACGGUUCCAUGGUCGAGUGUAACAUCAGUCCAAGAUCGAGCGCAGACAGCUGCCAGGUCGGCGUCAUGGCUCAACGACAUCGCGACACCAUCGUCAGUGCCAUAUAAAGCGAGCUUGUCUUUCGACUUUCUCGGUCGCUUUAAACAAUUUCUUUCCUGGAUCUCGCUCUCGCUGCUCGCCUUUGAAGUCGUCGCGAUCGUGCUUCAUAUCUCGUCGAAGAAUUUGCGAAUCUGGAGAUAUCAUUCUGGCAGAGAAUAACAACAUUAA